Messenger RNA from Hyaena hyaena (striped hyena), 1296 nucleotides. RefSeq names its product protein ARMCX6-like. The record is from RefSeq and is a predicted model, not a curated record. Bases 1 to 567 code for a protein of 188 amino acids. Gene Ontology annotation, cellular component: mitochondrion. The transcript has a single exon. Lineage: Eukaryota; Metazoa; Chordata; Mammalia; Carnivora; Hyaenidae.
AUGCUUAAGGUAUUUGCAAACUUCAAUUGUGUUCGUGACCUCUCCAAGUGUCGUUCCAUUCAGGGGAAAAUGUGGUUUGCUCAGCCCAAGGAUGCCAGUUUUUCAUUUAGCCACGAUAUCAAUAGUCAUUUGGCCAGCCUCUGCAUUGUUGGAAACACGAUCCCCACUCCCGACCCUGCUAUUAAGGAGAAAGCUUUAUGUGCUCUGGAUAACUUGAAUGCAAGUAUUGAAAAUCAGGGCCAGAUUAAGAUGUACAUCAAUGAAGUGUGUCGGGAAACUGUGUCACAUUGCUGCAAGUCAUUUCUGCAGCAGGCCGGAUUAAAUUUGUUAAUAAGCAUGACCAUUAUUAAUAACAUGCUUGCCAAGUCCGUUUCAGACUUGAAGUUUCCUUUGAUAGCAGAGGGAAGUGGAUGUGCUGAGCUUCAGGUUUUGAAACUGGUGAUGGGUUUGUCUGAAAAGCCAGUCUUGGCAGGGGAAUUGCUGGAUGCCCAAAUGCUGCUCUCCUUCAUGUCCCUCUUCAUGAGGAACGGAAACACACAGGUUCUCCUGGACACCCUGGCCUCUUAAAUGGCUAUCUCAAACAGAAUGGAACUGAAUCUGCCCAAGACCCUUCUGAUGAACACACACUUGUGUUUUCAUUCAAAGAACCUGCAGUGGGUGCUGUUGAAGAUCCAGCCUUAACCCAUCACCACAUCAUGGGGUGAAAGUUACACUUGCUAAAUUGAGGACCACACUCUUAUUGGCCAGGCAGGGGAUCCUAUUUCAGAUGCUGUGACUCCCUCUCUCACUGACCCUCCCCUGCUCACACUGUCUCUCUCUCUCUCUCUCUCUCAAAAAUAAAUAAAACAUUUAAAAAAAAAUUAUUGGCCAGGCAGGAGUUCCCACGGGGCUUUCAGUAACUUCUUGGUUUUGCAGUCCGCAGGCAAUGUGUAUUGUCAGUCACCCCCUUGCAGCCUUCUUCCUGUGGUAAAGGGAUCAUUUCAGCUGCCAGCUGUGGAUACAGAACAUCUUAUUAUAGCAUCAUGAGGGAUGCCUUGCCGGUGGUGGUCUCCCUGUCUAAGCGGGACCAUUUUAUGGAGACCAGACACAUAUCAGAGGUUGUGCUGAAAAUGCAUUUGUUGCCGCUUAGGUUGAAUUCUUUCUCAUUUACUCCUUCUUCUGUGCGAGCUGAUGGAUGGUCAACCUAUUCAUCAAAAAAGUACACCCCCCUUCUAUGUGCUGUACUGACUUAACCUUAUCCACCCAAGCCUACGUUUGUAUGUAUCACCAAUAAAGUUGUGUGCUUUGAUUGGCAAA